AUGCAGGACCUGAGCAGCACCGAGACAUACUCUCUGGGUGUGCUCUCAAUCGCCUGCUUGUCAGUUCUCGUCAAUUCCUGGCGAAAUGACGGAGAACCACUAUAUGCUUCAAUCGCCAUCAGUGGCCUGGCGUUUGCAUUCUCAUACGCCGUGAUACAAUGGACCGGCGACGUAUUCCUCAAACGGGGCUACAAAGGAAAAGACUUGUUAAAACGAAACCAAAUCGAGCUACCGGAACUGAUGGGCCUGGUGAGCGCUCUGGGGUACCUCCUGGCCGUUGUGAACUUCUUGCCGUUUGCCUUCAAGCGAGACAUUGUCCAAGUGACUUCCGGCGCCGGGAACAAGGACAUGGUGUUGGAGGCCCAACAUAUCGAGACGGGCCGCUUUCUCCACCGUUUCCCCUUGGAAAAGCUCGCUUCUUAUGGUUUCGCAUACGGAACUUUGGCGUCUGUCAUCAUCCUUGGGAUCUUAGACGACUCCUUCGACAUGCGCUGGCGACACAAGUUUUUCAUCCCAGCGUUCGCGGCGUUGCCAAUGCUGGGCUUGUACUUUGUCGAUUUCGGUAUCACCCAUGUGGUGGUACCGCUACCGCUGCGGCCCUACUUUGGCGAGCUUCUUGACCUGGGCGCGUUGUAUUACGCUUACAUGGCGGCAAUAUCGAUCUUUUGCCCUAACAGCAUCAACAUCCUGGCAGGUGUGAACGGAAUCGAAGUCGGUCAGUCUCUGGUGAUUGCAUCCUUGAUUGCGUUGAACGAUGCGCUGUACUUSCUACCAACGGUACAUCAGCCGCAUCCAGCAGCCGAGUCACAUCUCUUCAGCAUGUACUUGCUGCUGCCGUUCAUUGGAGUUUCACUAGCACUGCUAAAGCACAAUUGGUACCCGGCAAAAGUCUUUGUUGGAGACACGUACUGCUACUUUGCGGGCAUGGUGUUUGCUGUUGUGGGAAUUCUUGGACACUUCAGCAAGACAUUGCUGUUACUGUUCAUUCCUCAGAUCUUCAACUUUGUGUACUCGGCACCACAGCUUUUUGCUAUUGUACCGUGUCCGCGGCACAGAAUGCCACGAUUCAACGCUCGAACUGGGCUUCUAGAACCGUCGGUCGCGAUCUUCACUCCUGACAAACCGCUGCGACCGAUUGUAGGCGAGGCGCUGAAGGUGUUGCAUGCCCUGCAUUUGGUGCGGGUCAAGGUGGAUGAGGGCGGGAAAGUAGUUGAAACGUCAAACCUCACCAUUCUGAACCUAUGGCUGGUAUGGCGGGGCCCAUUGCGCGAAGACCGGCUGGCCGUGGAGAUACUCGCGAUGCAGACCGCCUGUGGCCUGCUCGGACUGUGGAUCCGUCAUAGCCUAGCCCUGCUCCUCUUCACCGUGGACAACCGGUUCUGA
Molecule: messenger RNA, 1383 nt
Organism: Ramularia collo-cygni
Lineage: Eukaryota; Fungi; Ascomycota; Dothideomycetes; Mycosphaerellales; Mycosphaerellaceae
Product: probable UDP-N-acetyl-glucosamine-1-P transferase Alg7
Exons: 3
Coding region: 1-1383 (460 amino acids)
Biological process (GO): protein N-linked glycosylation; dolichol-linked oligosaccharide biosynthetic process
Cellular component (GO): membrane
Molecular function (GO): UDP-N-acetylglucosamine-dolichyl-phosphate N-acetylglucosaminephosphotransferase activity
Source: RefSeq, a predicted model, not a curated record